CUGGAAAAAGAUUUAUAAACACACAGUAUUUAGGAAUUGAAUUUCAUUUCUUUUUUUUGCCUUUACAGAUCUCUAUGUGACUCUCAGGAUGAAUGCAAUGCACACACUUCCACACAUGUCCCUUGGAAAACUUUGUGUAUCCUCAGGUCGCCAAGCAGCUCUUGGGACCCAGACUGACUAGAAGGGGAAUGAUUCCUGACCACUCCAGAAUGGGUAGAAAUCAAUCUGUCAGCAGUGUCUGAAACACCUCAAGUGACUUCUGUGAGCUUUGGAUCUGAUGCUUUUUGAAUUAGAAAUCAACAGGCUGCAUAGUGUGGGUGUAGUGCAUGGAUGAAGGAAAAUUUUAAAAGUGAAGGGAACUCUCAGUCCAAAUAUUUUCUUCUAGUUUUUCCCGUGGCCUGAUACUGCUAAGAAAAAAAAUCUAAACUCUGGCUAAAGAAAGCCCACAAUGGAUUGUGCUGUACAUAUAGUAUUCAAGGAUACACCUUCUUUUUAUGUGAGCUGAGGUAUUAAGUAAACAGAAAGCAAACCUGAGCCAGAGUUGUGCAAAGCAGUGUCCAGACGGGAAGCUGCAGAGGCAGAAUACAUAAUAGAGAUUGUUUUGUGUAUUUCAGACAAAUGAAGAGUUCAAAAGAAAUUCAGAAGACACCUGACCAUUUUCCAUGUUCUUCUCUGGACUCCUUCCACUUGGUCUACCUUCUGCCUGAACUGUUUUGCUUGUAAAAGGAUGCAAUGCUGCUGGCCACUCUGCUAGCCCAAAAUAUAAUGGGAAGCUUCCUUAAUAUAUCUUACAAGCAAAAUUGUUUAUCUUUGUAACAUGCAGUUUGUUUGGUUUUUUUCUAGCGGUGUAAUAUUACUUACUCAUGUAUGGCUUGUGACUGACUACUGUCCCUAUUAUCCCUUUUUGACAGAAUGGCUGCCUCAUUGGUCAUUGCCAAUCCUGCAUAGAACUGUACACUUGUAAACACAAGUGCAUUGCACCCUUAUUUCUCCUACAGACCAUGUCUCUCAUUUGCCAAGAGCAUUCUGAAUUUAACAUAUCAUCCAAUGUGUUUGCUGAUUGUCUAGGCUUAUAGUUAUCUAUAACGUUGAAGGACCAUUCCUUUAUCCAAAUCACUAAUGAAAAUGUACCUAGCCCAGAACAGACCCAGCUAGAGUCUCACUGAUUAGAUUUUUUUGAGUUUGACAAUGAAUGAUUAUAAUCUAAUAUAAAAGGCUGUUUUUCCCAGCUAGUUUUGUGCUCACUCUAAAGUAGUUUCACUUUGUUUCUUAAUUUACUAAUGAAAAUGUUGUAAGUCAGUCAAUAGCAUUACUAAAAUUAAGACAUAUUACAUGACCCGCUUCUUCUCUAUUUAUGAGACCUGUUGUCAUGUUGGAAAAACUGUAUUGCUUUAUAUUCUUGGCAUGUUGGCUAUCAGCUUUUUAAAUUAUCUCUGAGCUGUUUAUGAACAAUUUCUUGUGUUAUUUAUUCCAAUAUUUUUCCAAGAUUGGUCUCUUCUUCAUUUCUUGACUUUUUAAAGAUGAGCAUUGUGUUCACCUCUCCACAAUUUUCUGGAAUCUCAAAUAUCUUCCAUGAGUUUUCAUAGGGGAAGCUAACAGCUCUUCACUUCCUUCAGUCUGCUCUCAAGGUAUCCUCCAUGCAAUUCCUCAGGCCCAGCCUUCAUUAUUGGUAGGAUUUAUUUCACCUAAUUUUAACCAUCUAUAUCACAACCAUCUAUAUCUGCCCCAUCACAGUCAGGGGAGACUUAGUCAGUACUGUACAUGACCAAUGAAAGAGCUGUUCGGGAGACCUGCUAUAGGUGCAUACUUCGGGAUGAGGUGAAUUACAGUCCUACCAAAUUAUUCUCAGACCUGUUCUUUCCCUAUUAUAGUUGAAUUCUUUCCUUCUGAUUUUAGUUAUGUUAGUUAUGUGAUCACAGAUCACCCUUUUAGUGAAGAAUGAAGCAAAAUGUACCUUAGCUUUCUGCAUGUGAUCUAUCACUAGGUUUUUCUUUUCCUUAUAGAUUGUUUUCCUGCUAUCCUUUAUGUCCAUUGCUUUUUGCAGUUAAAUUUGUACUUUAUCCUUUUUGAUUCUGUUUCAGCAUUUUUUGGUAUUCUUCUUUACUUGCCCUUAGCAAUUUGACCUAGUUUCCACUUUCUGUACGUUUCCUUCUUGUGUUUCAGGUCAUUUAAGACCUUGUUACUUAGCCAAGUUGGUCUCUGACCAUACUUCCUAUCCUUCUACUGUGUGGGAUUGUUUGUGCCUGUACCCUACACAUCAUUUCUUUAAGAAACUGCCAGCUCUACUGAAUUCCUUCUGCCUUAGCCAUGUUUCCCAUGAGAACUUACCUACCAUUUCCCAGGGUUUAUUGGAUUCUACUUGUAUAGAGUCUAUUGGGUUUGCUUUGCAAAGCAAACUCCCUCUUGUACCUCAUCUAAAAUCAAUAUACAUUAUCACAUCACAGUCACUCUCACCCAGAUUUCCUUUAUCCUCAUAUUCCCAACCAUCCUCCCUCUUGGCAGGCUGCUGUUGAAGCACUUGGCAGGCUCUGAGAGCUACUGUAGACCAUACGCAGGGAGUGGUCAAAUGCUGCUCAUUAUACCCAGAGACAGACACAGAACAUUGCUCUGUAACGUGCAACUGGAGUUGCUCGCCUAAAUGUUCAUAGGAAAACACUCGCAUCCUUAACUGGGCACUUAAUCAAAGUGAAGACAGAAAUAAAUCUUAGGUAUGCAGGGUAUUUCACGUGCUCCUCUGGGAAGGCAUUUAUGUGGCUGCAGAAACACUUUGCCGAGCCUCAAAGUCCAGUGAAAUCUCUGCUGGACUGAAGUGGCAUGAAGAAGGAAGCCAACCAUUUUAAAUAAGGAGGGAGGCAUGAGCCAGACUUCUUGGGGAAGCUGUUAGGGAUCACUGGCAAAAUGGAUUCAAAUAGUGAAACCGGCUGGAAGAAACUGACCUGGUUAUUUGUUCCUCUUCUGACCAGGUGGCUCUCAGAAUUUCCUCUCCUGCCUAUGCCUCAGGUUGUCUUUAAGCGAUUCUUGGCAUUGGGUCCUUCCAUUAUACAGAACUUUUUGUUGGGAGCUUCCAUCAGAAAACACCCUCAGAAGCAUCCUCAAGACUUCAGAAAGGCAGAUUCCCAGUUUAGAGACUACAUCAUCCUCCUUCCUGUGAAAAUAAUAUGAAUCAGAAGGUGUUAGUUUUCCUCCUCCCAAAUUUUCUUUUGGGGAUAUUUCUUUUCGGGUUUUUCUGUAAGAAACAAAGAAACCUAUCAGGUUCUUUUCCUGAUCCUGCUGAAGAUUGGCUGGUGAUUCAAAAUGAUCGCAAAAAUACACUGGCUUCUGUCUGCCUGGAGAAAAACCUUCUUAAAUCAAGAAGCAAAUUGGAUUUUCAUGUUGCAAACCAACUCUUUGUGGAGCACAGACAUAAACUAAUCUACUGUGAGGUUCCCAAGGUAGGCUGCUCCAACUGGAAGAGAACUAUUUUUCUUCUCCAAGCAGACUUGAACAUGAAAGCUGCUGAAAUUGAGCAUGACGACAUCCACAAAACCUCAGUGAUCAAGAAGCUGACCUCUUACCCUCCUGCCAAACAAGAAGAAUUUCUGAACAGCUACACUAAAGUGAUGUUCACCAGACAUCCCUUGGAACGGCUGGUUUCAGCUUACAGAGACAAGCUUCUGCACUCUGAGCCAUUCUAUAGCAUCACUGUUGCAAAUGAGAUUAGGGCCAUGUUCAGAAAAAACAAAAACUCCUCUGAAAAAGUGAGUUUUCAAGAGUUUGUCAACUUUAUUUUAACAAAACAACCAAAUGCUCUAGACAUCCACUGGAAACCAAUGUUUCUGCUCUGUGAUCCUUGCAACAUUCACUAUGACGUUCUGGGCAAGUAUGAAACUCUAGGGUUAGAUUCUGAGCAUGUUCUGAAGAUCAUUGGAGCGCCAGAGAGCCUGCACUAUCCCAGCUUGAAGAGGUAUAGCUCAGAGAAACGAACUACUGGUGAUAUCACCUUGGAGUAUUUCAGACAAUUGAGAGCAGAACAAAUUGAGAAGAUCAAAAAAUUGUAUCAAAUGGAUUUUUUCUUGUUCAACUAUACUAUGAAAUACGAGGAUUAUUUUUCCCUGGAAGGAUAAUUUAGUUUGAACAAGAGAACCCUUUUAAUUUGUGCAAAAUGGGCUGAACUUUUCCCCACAGGUGCUUUAUAGAUGGGUUGAUGACUGCUGCUGAGAUUUUACUGGUGUUAUGAAACAUGAUUUUAUUCAUCCUAGGCACCCUUAUAACAAAUUUCUGCAACAAUCUGUUGUACAGUGCUUCAUCUAUAUGAUAGGGUUUUGUUUCUGUUGAUCAUUAAUGGGAUAUGUUUAUUUUAUGAAGAUUGUAUAUAAGUGAUGGUAAGAGGUGGAGAAAGGACAACAAAUGUUAUGCUUUUCAAAAUGGAUAUUUUAUAACAUCUUUUUUUUUUAUAUGAGUGAUUUUAAUUUUUGAUUAGAAAAAGACAUACAACACAAUAAAUAAUCUGCUUUAGAGUCAAACCA
Molecule: messenger RNA, 4505 nt
Organism: Dromaius novaehollandiae (emu)
Lineage: Eukaryota; Metazoa; Chordata; Aves; Casuariiformes; Dromaiidae
Product: carbohydrate sulfotransferase 8-like
Exons: 7
Coding region: 3159-4103 (314 amino acids)
Biological process (GO): carbohydrate biosynthetic process; proteoglycan biosynthetic process
Cellular component (GO): membrane
Molecular function (GO): sulfotransferase activity
Source: RefSeq, a predicted model, not a curated record